This is a messenger RNA of Xylona heveae TC161, 1698 nucleotides long. Its product is annotated as MFS general substrate transporter. Gene Ontology annotation, biological process: transmembrane transport. The transcript has 7 exons. The record is from RefSeq and is a predicted model, not a curated record. Lineage: Eukaryota; Fungi; Ascomycota; Xylonomycetes; Xylonales; Xylonaceae. Gene Ontology annotation, molecular function: transmembrane transporter activity. Bases 1 to 1698 code for a protein of 565 amino acids.
AUGGCUGCUUCGCAAACCGAUAUAACAGCAGCCGUGGCAGACACAAGGGCCGAGAAAGUAAAUACUAGGCAAGAAGAAACGUCGUCACCAACGCCAUCUUCCAACCAGGAUGGUCCCCCCAAGUUUCAGCCUGGCUGGAGAUUUUAUCUUGCCUUUGGUGCUCUCUUAAUAGUCACCCUUAUGGCUGCCUUGGAUGCUACUUCUCUCUCCGUCGCUCUUCCGAUUAUUGCUCGCAAGAUCCAUGGAACGGCCAUUCAAGCCUUUUGGUCCGGGACGUCCUUUUUACUCACGUCCACAGUCUUCCAGCCUAGCUUUGCGUCUUUUUCGCAUAUCUUCGGCCGUAAACCUCUGAUUUUAGUCUCAGUUGCUCUCUUCACCGUCGGAGCCAUUGUUGCCGCCGUAGCCAACAACUUUACUGUCUUGCUCGUUGGCCGUUGUAUUCAGGGUGUUGGAGGUGGUGGCAUUAUCGCCCUUACUGAGAUUGUCGUCACGGACCUUGUCCCCUUGCGCGAACGUGGCAAAUGGUUCGGUUUCAUGGGUAUGAUGUGGGCUAUUGGCAGUGUAUCAGGGCCGGUUGUCGGCGGAGCACUUGCCCAAAAAGCUUCAUGGCGCUGGAUUUUCUGGAUUAAUCUCCCUUUUGCCGGCAUAUCCUUUAUCAUGAUCCCGCUCUUUCUCCAGCUCCACUACCGCACAAGCUCUUUUUUCCAGAAACUUAAGCGUGUCGACUGGAUUGGGUCGGUCGUUUUUGUCGCUUCCACCACUUCUUUCUUGAUUCCUAUCACGUGGGGUGGUAUAAUGUAUCCUUGGGAUCACUGGAGAACACUUGUCCCUCUGAUCAUUGGUGCUUGCGGCUUGAUCUUUUUCGUCUUUUAUGAGGAGUUUGUGGCCGCUGAACCCGUGAUCCCCAUGGAUAUUUUCAAGAACCGCACAGCCGCUUUGACAUACUUUGGAGCAUUUAUCCACGGGAUGGUUUUGUGGUGCAUUCUUUACUACCUUCCCCUCUAUUACGAAGCUGUCAAGGGAAUGUCUCCUAUCCUGGCAGGUGUAGCUGCGUUCCCUGAAACUUUUACAGUUGCUCCCGCUUCUAUAGCAGUUGGCAUUGCAGUCAGCAUCACCGGCCGCUACCUCGAGCUCGUCUGGGCUGGCUGGAUCUUGACCACUCUCGGCAUGGGUCUCCUGUACCUAAUGGACGUGCACACGUCCACGGUUGCGUGGAUUUUCCUGAACCUCGUCCCGGGUCUCGGUACUGGUAUCCUUUUCCCGGGCAUGACGUUUUCCAUUCAAAGCCAGUCAUCUGACGAGAAGCUCGCCUUUGCCGUUGCCAUGUUCACCUUUUUCCGGACAUUUGGCCAGGCCCUUGGUGUUGCCGUUGGUGGUGUCAUCUUUCAAAACCAAAUCAAGCACAAGCUCGAGCAAUAUCCGUCGUUGGCUCCACAGGCUGGCGAGCUUUCCAAGGACGCCUCCGGCCUCGUUCAGAUUAUCAAGAGCAUGGCCGAUUCGGUACCAGAAAAGGCACUGCUCAUCAAGAGUUAUACGGACUCGCUCAAGAUUGUCUGGAUCAGCAUGUGUGCCUUUUCCGCUGUUGCAAUGAUUGCUUGCUUCUUCCUCAAGGCCUACAGCCUUGAUCGUGCCCAUGAAACCGAGCAGGGCUUCAGGCACGAAAGGGAACUUGGCGAUGAGGAAAAGGUUGAGGAAUGA